Molecule: messenger RNA, 387 nt
Organism: Amaranthus tricolor (Joseph's coat)
Lineage: Eukaryota; Viridiplantae; Streptophyta; Magnoliopsida; Caryophyllales; Amaranthaceae
Exons: 1
Coding region: 1-387 (128 amino acids)
Source: RefSeq, a predicted model, not a curated record
AUGAUAUGGUAUCUUUCAUAUCCAAUUUCAGUUUUGGAGAAAAUUUAUGGGUUUAAAGCUAUGGAAAAGAGUAAGGUGUUGAUCAAAGGUAAGAAGGGAACUACUAUGGGUAUUGUAUUGGUGUUUAUAGUCUUAGAAAUUCCAAUUAUAGCACCAAAAAUUCUUGAGCAAUUAGUUGGAGUUGUAUUAGUAAGAGAAGCAAUUUGGUAUAGAAUUUUUUGUGUGGUGUGGUCUACCUUGAUUACUCUAUUUGCCCUUGUAAAUCAAUCUGUCUUCUAUUUUGUGUGCAAGCCCUAUCAUCAUGACAAUAUUGAGAAGCCCUUAUUGGUUGAUAAUCUUAAAGGGUAUCUUGGGGAAUAUGUUCCUAUAAAGAUAGAGAUUAAAUAA